AUGAAAUUAGGAAUUCAUAUCUUCUCAUUUAUACAUAUCAUGACCAAGGAUGUAAAAACUUACAAACUAUUUUUUUCUAAAAAGAAAUUAUGUUUUCCUGACAAUGGAAAAUGGUGGAAUUUCACUAUAGUAAAUAAUAAAAUUUAUGGUGAAGAAUACUCUGAUUCAUAUUGUGUAAAUCUUGUUAAUAGCUUCACUAAUGAUUUAGACGUAUGUUUAACAGAAGAUCAGAAAAAUUAUUUUUAUAUUGACCCUUCAAAAGAAGAAUUACCAGGAUUAAAUUUAGAUUAUGACUAUAAUUAUAAUCAUGUUGAUAAUAGUGCUGAAAUGAUGAAUCCAUUAUUUUCAAUGAUAGUUGUUUUUGUAACUAUCUUUUUAUGUCUUUUUUAG
Messenger RNA from Entamoeba dispar SAW760, 390 nucleotides. RefSeq lists its product as uncharacterized. The coding region runs from base 1 to 390 and encodes 129 amino acids. The transcript has a single exon. The record is from RefSeq and is a predicted model, not a curated record. Lineage: Eukaryota; Evosea; Mastigamoebida; Endamoebidae.